AUGGGUUGGCUUGACCGCAGUGAUACCACGGCCUCAGAGAAGACCGGCGUGAAACAACCACAGCGUUGUGUUUCGCCGUGUUGUAAUUUCUAUCCAGUUGGUGAAUACUUAAGAUUCGUGAGGAUACCAGAGAACCUACAAGUUGGUGAUGAAGUUCUCAGAGUAGAAGUACAUCCAAGGAAAAACCUAAGCUUACAGCCAGUGGACCGAGAAGAGGAUGCUCAUCUGUUCACGUACCGGGAUGUGAACCGAACACAUGUGUCUGUUGUGCUAGCUCAGAGUGUAGACGCAUUGGUCGACAGUGACUCUCCGCAAAACGUCGUCAAGUUUCGGUUGGGGUGCGACUUCGAUGCUGGGGAUGAUUUGAUAUCAGCCUAUUUAUCAGUGACGGUGUACAUUGAGGAUGUCAACGACAACGUGCCGAAGUUCCUCGACACGCCGUACCAUGUCGCCGUGGAUGAACUGACACCAACAGGCCUGACAAUAUUCAAAGGGAUCCAUGCCUUCGAUCGUGACAAGCCAAACACUCCCAACUCCGAUGUCCAAUACAGCAUUAUCUCAGGAGAUCCAGAAGGUCACUUCGCUUUGGAGUCUUCUCACAAACCAGUCCUUAUACUCAAGAAGCCUUUGGAUUACGAUGCUGGAGAUAAAGACUUUUCAUUGGUUGUUACUGCUUCGGAUCGUGGGUCUCCACCACGCAGCUCCAACGCAACUGUUCACGUUAUCGUGCAAGACAAUGAUGAUCUACCUCCCAAGUUCACCGCUGAUGUCUAUCGGACACAAAUACCAGAGUUCUACCCAUUACUAGGCAAGCGAAUACAUAAAGAGCUACUUUUUCCGGAACCAAUCAAGGCAUUCGACCAAGAUCUUGGUGUGAAUGCAGCUUUGAAGUAUGAGCUGGUAGCUGGGAAUGACAGGAAGCUAUUUUCUUUAGAUUCUCGAAAUGGCACUUUGUUCCUUGAUAAAGAAAUUGAUUUGGAUGCAGAAUCUAAUUUGCCAGGCAAUACAUUUGUGCUCCAAGUGCAGGCAUCUCAAUUGGAUAAUCCCUUAAAAACAGCUCAGGCCAGAGUCGAGAUCGAAUUGUUGGAUUUAAAUGAUAAUCUUCCAGAGUUUGAAGUAGACUUCUACAACAUAAGUAUUGUGGAGAAUUUACCAAACGGUUUCAGUGUUCUGCAAGUGAUGGCGACCGAUAAAGACCAGGGAGACAAUGGAGAGUUCACGUAUCAGUUGAAAGACCCCGAAGGUGCUUUCACCAUUGACCCUAGAACUGGUUGGCUUACUGUCAGAAAUCAGACAAUCCUGGACAGAGAACAGCAUUCUUCACUAAAAAUGAAAGUUUAUGCCAAAGAAAAGAAUCCAAGUGUAGUUGGUACUUUCUUAGAUAAAAACAGGAUAUCCAAAUGGCGCAGAACUCCUACUACGACUAGGACACCACUCAAAGAUAGAACAACAUACAUUUUCCCUGAUAAGCUAGGAACUAAAAGUGAAAAUAUGGAAUACGUUGACGAACAGCUGAUGUCCUAUGUAAACGUUGAAGUCACACUUUUGGACGCUAAUGACAACAACCCAGUAUUCAUACCCAGUAAUUUGUACGAAUUUACAAUUAAGUCAAAUGCAAAAAUCGGUACUUCUAUUGGUAAAGUAAAAGCUGUCGAUCCUGAUUUAGGCAGAAAUGGUAUGGUACUAUACGACUUGCAAAGGACAAGUAAUUUGACUAUCACAUCACCGUUCCAAAUUGAUGCUAAGAGUGGAGUUGUAAGUGUUGCGGAGUCACCUAUAGUUGAAGGAAGACAUGCUUUGUUCAUUGAGGCUUCCGACCAACCGGCGAACCCUAGUGAGAGAAGAUAUUCCUUAUCUGUUGUUACUAUUGAUGUCACCAGUCCUAGUAAAGGUUCGAAAGCGGACAAGCCCGGUUUCAUCGGUGCUCCAUACGAAUUUUGGGUUGGAGCAAAUGUAGGAAUUGGGACAAGUGUUGGUCAGAUUAGAAUAAACGACGCGAUGGAAAAGAAUGAUGUCUCUUAUGAUCUUCUACAUAGUUACGAAGAAGGAGGACAAGAUGGUACCAUUUUUGCUCAGAAACCUUUAGACAGAGAAAAACGUGACACUUACCGAAUGACAGUGAUCGCUGAAUUCACUAAAGAAAAUAUAGAACUCCUAGAAUCAGACGAAAAAGCACCAGUUAAAAUAUACCGAGAGAGAAAAAAUAACUCUACUGCGGGCAUAUCAAACUCAGAGGUAAAACCAAAGAAUAAAUUCGCUUUGAGCACAGAAGCGACAGGACCACUAUUCGUGGUACCAGAAAACAUUGCUAUUGGUUCAACAAUAUUGAAAGUUAAUGCCAUAGAUAUGGAUAUUGGUAUAAACGGACAAGUAAGAUAUGAGUUUGUUUCUGAAGUUUUCAUUCCACCUCACAGCAUGUCUUCGAAAGGCAUGCAGGUAAAACGCUAUUUUGUCAUCAAUGAAAGACAUGGUCACGUAAUUGUUGCACGAACAUUACCUCCUGAAGCAGAAUUUAGACUUAACAUUUCUGCAGUAGAUGGCGGUGAUUUGAGCGAUCACAUAUCAAUUAGAUUCUUUAUCAAAGAUAUAAAUGAUCAUUUCCCAAUGUUCAAAAAAUCUUGGUACAGCUUUAAUGUAGAGGAAGCUCAGUACUCUAGACGAGUUUUAGGGAAAGUAGACGCUACUGACGCUGACUUUGGCCAAAAUGCUAACUUGACAUAUUCCAUUCAACCUAAAUCACCAGACUUGCCUUUUGAAAUAUCACCAUUGACAGGAGUAUUUAGUGUUAAUGGUGAAUUGGACAGGGAAAAAGAAGACAAGUAUGUGAUAACUGUUGUAGCACAGGAUAACGGUUAUGAUAAAAAACUUUCAUCCACUGUCAGUGUUGAAGUUCAAGUUUUGGAUGUGAAUGAUAAUGCUCCUAAAUUUUAUGCUUACGACGAGUUACUUGAGUGGAAACAUCCUGAAGCUGAUGAAUUAUCAAAUCAUAACUUUGAAUCUGUAAUGAUGAUACCGGUUUACAAAGCGACUCUAAAAGAAAAUGCUCCUGUUGGGACCGUCGUAACCAAAGUUUUUGCUAAUGACUCUGAUUUUAUUGGUAACGGUAAUGGUCUCAUUCUAUACAGUCUACCUCAACGCAAAAAUCAACUUAAUCUUUUCGCUAUUGAUUCCAAAGAAGGCACAAUCACGACAAUGGGACGGCUUGAUUAUGAAAGUCAGACAGUUCAUAACGUCACGAUUGUAGCUUCUGACUUAGGAUCUCCAAGUUUAAGUUCUACAGCCAUUUUAAUGUUGACUGUUACUGAUGUUCCUGAUGACGUGGAAGUGUCAGAUAAACCAGUAUUUAUUUCAAGGUAUUACGAAUUAGAGAUUGAAGAGAAUGUGCAAACGCCUGUCGAGAUGGUUACCCUGAACUUAACGGAGCACUAUGAAAACUUCAAGAUGAAAUACUUCAUUUUGAAUGAGAACGAUGAAGACAUAAAGAAGUCUUUUGUAAUUGAUCCUAGAAACGGUACCUUAUACUUAGUAAGAAGUCCAGACAGAGAGGUAAGAGAUGUGUACGAGAUUGUAGUGAGAGCUGAGAGGCAGAAGAUAAGUAGAGAAUUACCACAUAUGAUAUAUCCUGUAGCUGAUGAUGUUAUGGAAGGACUUACUAAAUACGAUGUCAAGGUUAUUGUGAGGAUAAGGGAUGUGAACGAUAAUGCUCCAAAGUUCACGAAUGGUGGACGGCCAUUGGUCACAGCUAUUCCAACGACAGCUCCAUUUGGAUACCAAGUUAUACAGUUAAAGGCGACGGAUGCGGAUGUGGGGAUCAACGCGGACAUCCGCUACCAAAUCAUAAACGAGCAAGCGCCACGAUUUGCCAUCGACCCGGUAUCGGGUCGUGUCCGCGUCGUGUCGGCUCUCACUCGUGAUGCGGGUCGUGUGUUUGGCUUUGAUGUCAAAGCUACGGACAAACGUGGAGCUGAUGAUGGGAAGUCAGCUAUUGCUAACGUUUUCGUGUACGUCUUAGACGAGAAUAAACAACUGGUGCUGGUUGUUGGAGCUAAACCUAUGGAAGUGGAAAAAGAAGUAGAAAACAUUACGAAAUCCCUGACCGCCAUGACAGGAUACGACAUUAGAGUUAGAAGACUGGAAGCGCACAACAAAGCUUCUUUGGACGGAUAUGCGACCGAUCUGUACAUCUACGGAGUUGAUCCGCUGUCUAAUGCUAUCAUUGAUAUGGAAGUGCUUCAAAAGUCCCUAAUGAAACGUGAGACGGAUUUACGCCACGAUCUGGCUGGGUUCCGUGUACUGGAAGUGGGUGACACUGCCAUGGUGCAGGCCAGGAGUGGUCGCCUGCUCAACACCAUGGAGAUCAGCGUAGUGGCUCUGGGGUGCAUCGUGUUCAUUGGGGCUUGCACCACAGCCGUCUGCAUACUAUGCGUUAGGAGAAGCAGGAGACGACACCAAAAACCAUAUUCCCAGCAACGACUUAACGCUUUCUCAACUGAGCACCUAACCAAAUUUGGCGGCCUCUUCCCAUCCGGAGGGAACCAGUGUCAGGAGCUGAACCAGUCGUACAGUGAGGCAGACUCCUACAUCGACGUGAUAAACCACAAUGGGAAGAAGAUCUGUCCUCAUGGGAACACUGUCGAGGAGUUCGGGAAGGCACAUCAGAAAUGUGUCAAGACGCAGUUCGGGGACGACUUGUUCAAUCAGAAACACGAGAGAUUGUGCAUCAAGUUUAACCAACGACCGUUGCAGAAGAGGAAGGGGCAGGAUACAUCGAUAACGUCCGUGAAUUCCAGUGGGCAAGACUCCGGCAUCGCGGAGGUCACCAGGUGUCCCUGUGGCCAGUCCAGCUUGCACACGUCUGAGGAAAGCAGCGGGUGCAGUUACGAAGAUUCCUUGAAGUCUACACGCAACCCUGAAGGUCGAAGCAAACCGUACCAGUUGGACCACGAGCCCCGGUUCCUGAGACGAGCAUCCUUCACCCACCAGCCUUUGGACUCCCGACAGUUCAACUUCAGACGCCAAUCAUUCUCAGAAAACAUGCAGAGACACUUCCCACCCUUUGACAGAAUCGGUUCUGGAGCGAGGAUUACCAGACAGAUUUCUACUCCAAAUGUCUCCAACGUUACACAAUCGUACUUUUUAAAUGGUAAGAAGCGAUUAGAGACAAGGAGAAAAGAGGUCCUUAAUGAGCCAAUGAUAGACUAUGAUCAUAGUGAGGGAGAGGAUGUGUUUGAUACCACACAUAGAAUGGAGAGGAGAUCGAGCGCGAGGAACCAUAAAAGAGGGAAGUUCAUGGAGCUUGGAGGACAAGCCGCAGUGUUUGUGGCGACUCCUGCAGCAGCAGAGAUUAUGAGGAGGCAGGGCAGUGAGAGGCUUAUGUUUGCAAGACCAUUAUAGUAGAAGCCAUUUUAAAAUAAACUCUUAGUUUAUUGCUGUAGGUUUUAAAUUACCUGUUGAAGAUUCCGCUUCAAAAUUAUUUUUUCUUGAUGCAUGAAAGUUUAAAAAAGUUCUAAUAAUUUUAAUCAUGGUCAAUUGUUCAAUGUUAUAAAAUACCC
This is a messenger RNA of Spodoptera exigua (beet armyworm), 5552 nucleotides long. NCBI's taxonomy places the organism in Eukaryota, Metazoa, Arthropoda, Insecta, Lepidoptera, Noctuidae. The record is from the annotation of a GenBank genome assembly.